Molecule: messenger RNA, 1085 nt
Organism: Clonostachys solani
Lineage: Eukaryota; Fungi; Ascomycota; Sordariomycetes; Hypocreales; Bionectriaceae
Source: the annotation of a GenBank genome assembly
AUGUCGCAAUCAUCGCCGUCUCAACUUCGGCAGCCACUUCUCGGAUCGCGGGACGAGCAAUGCCCUGACGAGGAUGGAUCUCACAACGUUGCGAAAGGCUCCUCUCCAACGACGACGACGCUCCUCAUGUCUGGGGCUGCCAUGUACUCGUUUGCGUUGCUUGGCCUGUUCCAAUCAACUAUUGGAGUAAUGCUCCCCCGCAUGGAAGCAUUCUAUCACCUCAAUGAUGUCCAAGUGUCCCUCUGCUUUCUAGCUGGGCCAGUUGGAUAUGUAAUUUCUGCACAACUUAACCACUCUAUCCACUUGCGCUUCGGCAGAAGGGGAAUUGCCGUUGUUGGGCCCAUCUUCCAGAUUCUCUCAGCUGCUCUUACGGCUAUGCAUCCUCCAUUCCCCAUAGUGCUCGCCUCUGCUGCAUUGGGUGCAUUCGGGACUGGUCUCCUAGAUGGAUCGUGGUGCGCCUGGGCCGGGCGCAUGGAAAAUGCAAACCUGAUAUCAGGUCUGCUACAUGGAUCGUUCUCUCUUGGGGCUGGCUGCGGCCCCAUCCUUGCCGAGCUCGUGCUCUCUGGAAACAGGCCGUGGUAUUCCUGGUUCUAUGUUUUGGUAAGAUGAUUUGCUAUCCUUCUAUGUUUACUUUCUUGCUGUAGAACAGUUUUUUUAACGUUGACCUUUUCACGCAGACUGCAUUAAGCAUUCUCGAGUUAAUUAUCCUGCCGUUCGCGUUCAGACAUGAGAACGCUGAGAAGUAUCGCAACCGCCGAGCCGACGAAACAGCAGAGGAAAGCCACGAAAAGCUUUCAAAAAUCUUCCACUAUAAGUCGACAUGGAUCUGUGCUCUAUAUCUACUUAUUUAUGUUGGUACCGAAUCAGGAAUUUCGGGAUGGAUCGUGUCUUUCAUGCUUCGAGUCCGUCACUCCUCAACACAACUUGCAAGUACCUGUUCCUCCAGCUUCUGGAUUGGCAUGGCUGCUGGGCGGCUUAUACUGGGACUGCUCACCGACAGGGUCGGUGUAAGCGCGCUACAAACGGCUAUAUUGUCUGUGCUCUGGCGUGUCAGAUCCUUUUUGUCACAGUGGAAGGCCAAGUAG